Messenger RNA from Delphinapterus leucas (beluga whale), 9739 nucleotides. Lineage: Eukaryota; Metazoa; Chordata; Mammalia; Artiodactyla; Monodontidae. The record is from RefSeq and is a predicted model, not a curated record.
GUGCGGUGGGGGUGUCUUCGCUGGGGCCGCUCGGUCUUUUGCCCCGAGCUCCAUGGCUGGAUUGUGGAAACUGCACCGGGCUGCAGGUUGUUGACCAACUGAUGGGACGAUCUCAGGGACCGGCGGUUACGAAAGAAAUGUUUAAAUGUUCAGUAAAUCGGAGGAAAAAAACAUGGAUUUUUAGCAACUGAAGAGCAAAUUAAGGUUAUCAAUUCUUGAAUCCUUAGCCUUGUCUCCUUUCCAAACCUUUGGAUUGGUCUAUGGACGUCUCCCCCAUCCUCUCCAGGCACCAAAUUCAGAUUCAGAUUUGGGAUAUUGGUGUUUCUGUUUUGAAGAAUAUUUCCUUUUGAGCUUUUUUUUUUUAAUCAUCGGUCUUGGACUACAGAAGAAUCAGAAAGACACUUAUUUUGUUUCAAGUUUGGAACACUCACUCUUGAGGCACUCUCAUGCCUGAGAACAUGACCAUGUGGCCAUCACAGCUACUAGUCUUCAUGAUGCUCUUAGCACCGAUAGUUCAUGGUGGCAAGCACAGUGAGCGACAUCCAGCCCUUGCUGCUCCACUGCGACAUGCUGAGCGCAGCCCAGGAGGCGCUCUACCUCCCAGACAUCUCCUUCAGCAGCCAGCUGCGGAGCGCGCCACUGCUCAUCGUGGACAAGGGCCCCGUGGAGCUGCCAGAGGAGUUCGUGGUCCAGGUGCCCAAGGAGCUCAGAUCUCAGCCCAAGCUUUCAGCCGUGCCCCAAUUCCAAUGGCUGUGGUCCGCAGAGAGCUCUCCUGUGAGAGCUACCCCAUAGAACUCCGCUGUCCAGGAACAGAUGUCAUCAUGAUUGAAAGUGCCAACUAUGGGAGGACUGAUGACAAAAUUUGUGACUCUGACCCUGCUCAGAUGGAGAAUAUACGAUGCUAUCUGCCUGAUGCCUAUAAGAUUAUGUCUCAAAGGUGCAAUAACAGAACCCAGUGUGCAGUGGUGGCAGGUCCCGAUGUUUUUCCAGACCCAUGUCCGGGAACCUAUAAAUACCUUGAAGUGCAGUAUGAAUGUGUCCCUUACAAAGUGGAACAAAAAGUUUUUCUUUGUCCUGGACUACUAAAAGGAGUAUACCAGAGUGAACAUUUGUUUGAGUCCGACCACCAAUCUGGGGCAUGGUGCAAAGACCCUCUGCAGGCUUCUGACAAGAUUUAUUAUAUGCCCUGGACCCCCUACAGAACUGAUACCCUGACUGAGUACUCAUCCAAGGAUGACUUCAUUGCUGGAAGGCCAACUACAACCUACAAGCUCCCUCACAGGGUGGAUGGCACAGGAUUUGUAGUGUAUGACGGAGCUUUGUUCUUCAAUAAAGAGCGCACCAGGAACAUAGUAAAGUUUGAUUUGCGGACUAGGAUAAAGAGUGGAGAGGCUAUCAUAGCAAAUGCCAAUUACCAUGAUACCUCCCCUUACCGUUGGGGAGGCAAAUCUGACAUAGACCUGGCAGUGGAUGAGAAUGGGCUAUGGGUAAUCUAUGCAACAGAACAAAACAAUGGUAAAAUUGUCAUUAGUCAGUUGAACCCUUACACCCUACGGAUUGAAGGGACAUGGGAUACUGCAUAUGAUAAAAGGUCAGCUUCCAACGCAUUUAUGAUAUGUGGGAUUCUGUAUGUGGUCAAAUCUGUAUAUGAGGAUGAUGACAAUGAGGCCACAGGGAAUAAGAUUGACUACAUUUACAACACCGACCAAAGUAAGGAUAGUUUGGUGGAUGUACCCUUUCCCAAUUCAUACCAGUACAUAGCAGCUGUGGAUUACAAUCCCAGGGACAACCUUCUUUAUGUAUGGAAUAACUAUCACGUCGUGAAAUAUUCUUUGGAUUUUGGACCUCUGGAUAGUAGAUCAGGACAGGCACAUCAUGGACAGGUACCAUACAUCUCUCCACCAAUUCACCUUGACUCUGAGCUAGAAAGACCCCCUGUUAGAGAUAUCUCUACCGCAGGACCUCUUGGCACGGGAAGCACCACCACCAGUACCACCCUUCGGACCACAACUUGGAACCCGGGCAGGAGUACCACCCCAUCGGUGUCAGGAAGAAGAAACCGGAAUACCAGCACCCCAUCUCCAGCAGCUGAGGUACUUGACGACAUUACCACACACCUUCUGUCAGGAUCGUCCCAAAUUCCAGCUCUGGAAGAGAGCUGUGAAGCUGUGGAAGCUCGAGAAAUCAUGUGGUUUAAGACCCGUCAAGGACAGAUGGCAAAGCAGCCGUGCCCUGCAGGAACUAUAGGAGUAUCAACUUAUCUAUGCCUGGCUCCUGAUGGAAUCUGGGAUCCCCAAGGACCAGACCUUAGCAACUGUUCUUCUCCUUGGGUCAGCCAUAUAACACAGAAGUUGAAAUCUGGAGAGACAGCUGCCAACAUUGCUAGAGAACUGGCUGAACAGACAAGAAAUCACUUGAACGCUGGAGAUAUCACUUAUUCAGUCCGGGCCAUGGAUCAGCUGGUAGGCCUCCUAGAUGUACAGCUCCGGAACUUGACCCCAGGUGGAAAAGAUAGUGCUGCACGAAGUUUGAACAAGCUUCAGAAAAGAGAGCGCUCUUGCAGAGCCUAUGUCCAGGCAAUGGUCGAGACAGUUAACAACCUCCUCCAGCCACAAGCCUUGAAUGCCUGGAGAGACCUGACUACAAGUGAUCAACUACGUGCAGCCACCAUGUUGCUUGACACUGUGGAGGAAAGUGCUUUUGUGCUGGCUGAUAACCUUUUGAAGACUGACAUCGUCAGGGAGAACACAGACAAUAUUCAAUUGGAGGUUGCAAGGCUGAGCACUGAAGGAAACUUAGAAGACCUAAAGUUUCCAGAAAACAUGGGUCAUGGAAGCACUAUCCAGCUCUCUGCAAAUACUCUAAAACAAAAUGGCCGAAAUGGAGAGAUCAGAGUGGCCUUUGUCCUGUAUAACAACUUGGGUCCUUAUUUGUCCACGGAGAAUGCCAGCAUGAAGUUGGGAACAGAGGCUAUGUCCACCAAUCAUUCUGUUAUCGUCAAUUCCCCAGUUAUUACAGCAGCAAUAAACAAAGAAUUCAGUAAUAAGGUUUAUUUGGCUGAUCCUGUGGUGUUCACUGUUAAACACAUCAAGCAGUCUGAGGAAAACUUCAAUCCUAACUGUUCAUUUUGGAGCUAUUCCAAGCGCACAAUGACAGGUUAUUGGUCAACCCAAGGCUGUCGGCUCCUGACAACAAAUAAGACACAUACUACAUGCUCUUGUAACCACCUAACCAAUUUUGCAGUACUGAUGGCACACGUGGAAGUUAAGCACAGUGAUGCGGUCCAUGACCUUCUUCUGGAUGUGAUCACAUGGGUUGGAAUUUUGCUGUCCCUUGUUUGUCUCCUGAUUUGCAUCUUCACAUUUUGCUUUUUCCGUGGGCUCCAGAGUGACCGUAACACCAUCCAUAAGAACCUCUGCAUCAGCCUUUUUGUAGCAGAACUGCUCUUCUUGAUUGGGAUCAACCGAACAGAUCAACCAAUUGCCUGUGCCGUUUUUGCUGCUCUCUUACAUUUCUUCUUCUUGGCUGCCUUCACGUGGAUGUUCCUGGAGGGAGUGCAGCUCUAUAUCAUGCUGGUGGAGGUUUUUGAGAGUGAACAUUCACGAAGGAAAUACUUUUACCUGGUCGGCUAUGGGAUGCCUGCACUCAUUGUGGCUGUGUCAGCUGCAGUAGACUAUAGGAGUUAUGGAACAGAUAAAGUAUGUUGGCUCCGACUUGACACCUACUUCAUUUGGAGUUUUAUAGGACCAGCGACCUUGAUUAUUAUGCUUAAUGUAAUCUUCCUUGGGAUUGCUUUAUAUAAAAUGUUUCAUCACACUGCCAUUCUGAAACCUGAAUCGGGCUGUCUUGAUAAUAUCAACUAUGAGGAUAACAGACCCUUCAUCAAGUCAUGGGUUAUAGGUGCAAUAGCUCUUCUCUGCCUAUUAGGAUUGACCUGGGCCUUUGGACUCAUGUAUAUUAAUGAAAGCACAGUCAUCAUGGCGUAUCUCUUCACCAUUUUCAAUUCUCUACAGGGAAUGUUUAUAUUCAUUUUCCAUUGUGUCCUACAAAAGAAGGUACGAAAAGAGUAUGGGAAAUGUCUGCGAACACAUUGUUGUAGUGGCAAAAGUACAGAGAGCUCCAUUGGCUCAGGGAAAACAUCUGGUUCUCGAACUCCUGGGCGGUACUCCACAGGCUCACAGAGCCGAAUUCGUAGGAUGUGGAAUGACACGGUCCGAAAGCAGUCAGAGUCUUCCUUCAUUACUGGAGAUAUAAACAGUUCAGCGUCACUCAACAGAGAGCCCUACAGAGAGACAAAGGGGCUUCUGAACAAUGCCAGGGAUACAAGUGUCAUGGAUACUCUACCACUGAAUGGUAACCAUGGCAAUAGUUACAGCAUUGCCAGUGGCGAAUACUUGAGCAACUGUGUGCAAAUCAUAGACCGUGGCUAUAACCAUAACGAGACCGCCCUAGAGAAAAAGAUUCUGAAGGAACUCACUUCCAACUAUAUCCCAUCUUACCUGAAUAACCAUGAGCGCUCCAGCGAACAGAACAGGAACCUGAUGAACAAGCUGGUGAAUAACCUGGGCAGUGGGAGUGAAGAUGAUGCCAUUGUCCUGGAUGAUGCCACCUCCUUUAACCAUGAGGAGAGUCUGGGCCUAGAACUUAUUCAUGAGGAAUCUGAUGCUCCUUUGCUGCCCCCAAGAGUUUACUCCACAGAGAACCACCAGCCACAUCAUUACACCAGAAGGCGGAUCCCCCAAGACCACAGUGAGAGCUUUUUCCCUUUGCUAACCAACGAGCACACAGAAGAUCUCCAGUCACCCCAUAGGGACUCUCUCUACACCAGCAUGCCGGCACUGGCUGGUGUGCCCGCCGCAGAGAGCGUUACCACCAGCACCCAGACCGAACCCCCACUGGCCAAAUGUGGUGAUGCCGAAGAUGUUUACUACAAAAGCAUGCCAAACCUAGGCUCCAGAAACCACAUCCAUCAGCUGCAUACCUACUACCAGCUAGGCCGCGGUAGCAGUGAUGGAUUUAUAGUUCCUCCAAACAAAGAUGGGACCCCUCCAGAGGGGAGUUCAAAAGGACCUGCUCAUUUGGUCACUAGCCUAUAGAAGAUGACAGAAAUUUAAGCCAACAAAACUGCUAACACCUGGUUGACUGUUCUGAGUUGAUAUAAGCAGUGGUAAUAAUGUGUGUACUCCUAAAUAUGCUGUUCUUAAACGACAAACACAAACUCUCAGACUUCUUUUUUUUUUUUUUUUUUUUAAACUGGGAUUUUUUUAGGUCAGCCCAGGGGAGAAAGAUCAUUGCUGAAAUUCCCCUGUGCCAGCUUCUUUCCUGUCCUUCCCCCCUCAGAUGGAGACUUCAUUAUGUUAAUGAACGAGAUUUGAAGAAGAUGGCGCUCAUUGUGGCCUUGUUGAAUUAUGUUGUGUUUGUUCUAACAUCUCUGAUGCUCUGUUACUAUAAUUACAAGGACCUGAUUUUUUAAAAGGCCAGAACACUUGUUUGAAAAUUAGUAACAAUGCUGCAUCUAGAUUGGAGUGCUGCACAAACAUAAAAUCAAAGCAAACUAUCACAUAGUGGUUUUUAGUCGCUCACAACCUGAAUUCACCACAGCAGGAAUAGCUGAGGUGUACAAAAUAAAACAACAAAAUCGAUAAUGGAAUGGAGGGGAAUUCUAGAAUAAUAUGCUAAAUGCAUAUUUUAUGAUUUGCUGUAUUAACUGAUGAUAAAACUAAUGGCAGAAAAAAAUUUGAACAAUUCUAUGUAAUGUACAGAUACUAGCAUUGCACAUGUAGUCUGCUUUCUGUUCCUCCAGAAUUUGAGUCCUGUUAAUGUAGUGGAAAAAAAAGAAAUUUUCUUUUUCUUUCGUGCUGGUCUUGCAAGUUUGUCUACCAGUAAGAGAGCAAAGUUUCCUUCCUUUCUUCUUUUUUUCUUCAUUUUCUUUUCUUUCUUUCUUUCGUUUUUUUUUUUUUUUUUCCUUUUUUCCUUUAAAAUUUCACAUGGCAAAAAAUAAAUAAAUAAAUAAAAUAAAUGAAGCUAUCACUUUAUAAGAAUCAUUUUCUAGUAAUGCAAACAAAUUAUUUUUUACAAAAAAAAUAAAAUAAAUAAAAUUAGACUUCCUUCCCUCACUAUAUAUCUUUAUUCAGUCAGAAUAUUUCCAAGAACAUUUUUGCAAUUAGAGCAGGAAGAACUUUUCUGUUUACAGUGCACAUCUGUUGUAAUGCAAAACAUAUUUGGCAAGCAGUUCAUCACUAAGAGAGUAGCUAUGAUUCUAGAAGUAAAGAGGUGUCAAUAGAACUAGUGGGGCUUCUGCAUGUGAGAAAUGGUAUCCCAUGGAUGUGAAAGUGCUGAAUGCUCAGUCUGUUCCCCAGGUGGGCACCUGCACUACCAAUUUUUAAAAGAAAUUCACUCCCUCGUAGAAAGAAUUGAAAGGUCAAUUAUUUUGAAGUGAUUUUUUUAAAAACUUCUGUUUAUUAACAGGAAAAUUUAUUUAUUUGACAGGAUUUUAAGUAAUGUAGGAAUACAAGAAGUAAAUUAGCAGCACAUAUAAUUUUUUUUAAAUUUAUGAUCCAUUUUGUAUGGUCUCAAAGUUGGAUGACCUCAUUACUAAUAUUUGUUGUAAAAGUGAAACUUGUUUGCCAACCAAUAAACAACUGAUUGAGAUUUAGAAGGUAUUGUAUUGAUGUAUGUACUAUAUGAUUAAUUAUUCUUUUCAUUUUUCUCGUCUUUCCUUCUGUUUUCAAUAUAUAAACUUUGUUAAUCCUCUAUGGCCCAAAUGAGCCAUGCAAAAGAAAUCAACUGCCUAAACUAAGCACAAAAUUAUACAGUUUUUGCAAAGUAAUCCAGAAAAAUGGGAUGGGCAUGUUUAUGUUGGCUGAAAUAAGAUGCAUAACGUACUUUCGAGCAGGUUAAUAUAUAGGUUACUAUGUGCUUAUUUAUAAGCCAACUGCAGUCACACGGCUUAUUAUAGAUAAGUCAGCUUCAGUCAGAGAUUUCAGUAUUGAACUGGGGAAGGGGGAAUCAUAUUUUUUCCUCCUUUGUAUGCUUCAUUUUGAUGUUGGAUAUUAAAUUCACUCAGUUGGCUAAAAAUGCAAGAAUAAUGGCAAGGAGAAUAUCCAUUUUAUAAAGAUGGUACUAUAAGACAGUUUUUUGCUAAUUCUUUGUUUUUCUAUAUAUGGAUAAAAUGGGAGGGGAAAAGUCCUUUUAAAGAAACUUCCUAGAUCUCCAAUUACUGAAGAAUCUUUACCAGCAGUGUCCAAGCAUGGAGAUCCUCCUAGGGCAAAGUUAGAAUGCAUUUGCCAAAUUGUAAUUUCUGUUAUAUUAUGUGAUAUCUUGGCAAUUUCUUUUUCUUUAUUUUUUCAAAUAAAAUUUAAGCACCAGCCACUUAUAAAUGAAUUUCUUAAGAUUAGAAGGAGUAGUUUAGAGAAUAGCCAGUAAUCUAUACAUACAGUUUUAAAAUAUAUAACAAAAGAAAAAAUUCUGUGCUGGGCCAGAGUACAUCAUAACCUUAAAUUAAUAUCACCUCAAAAUAUCUUAUGCACCAUUCCUUUUUAGUCAUUUGACAUAAGUAUUUUUUAAGUCUACAGAUUUUCUCUAAGUUGCAGGAGAACCACAAGCUUUAAUAGUAAUUAGGUUUUCUCAUACCACAUAUGGCAAUAUUAGCACCUGAAAGGUGGUUAGCCUAUCUGUUAUAUAGAAUACAUUUGGUAAUGAAAGAAUCCUUUUUAGACAUGUUUAAGGUAACUUCAGAAACACAAAUGUAGUCUGUGGAUUUAUGAGUAUUUAUGCUAGUUUUGCCAAUCCAACAGUAAUCUAUAUGAAAGCAGCUCCAUCAAUAAGAAGCUAGUUUCACAGAAUAAUGGGGAAACUACCUCAAUUCAGCUUGCCGAUGCUGCCAAUUCUGAUUUUCUGCUAUUGCUACCUCCCUGCCCAUUAUCUUUUGUGUUUCAUUAUAUGGAAAUUUGAAGCCAAUAGCUUCCCAGCUCUACAUAGUCCAAAUUGAAGAAAAUCACUUGAAUACGUAAACUGGUAUGGAAAGCCAUUCAGUCCUGUUAGUUACUACCAACUUCUUACAUCAAGAUGAAAGGGUGAGAUUUUUGAACUCGCAUACGUCGUAACUGGUGUGCUUUCAGCAAGACUUAAGAUCCCAAAGACUUUCACAUGAAGAUAUUAUUCCCCCAAAUUCAAUGUGACUAUAAUGAAAACAAAACUGGAUGAAAGUUAAUUAUGUAUACAUUUCAAUAGAAAUUUGUGUAUGUCUAACAUGUACUCAUUUAGUCCUCUUUACACUAGCAAGGGUUGAAUUCCUGAAGUUGAAUCUUUUUUUUACAUGCAUUUUCAUGUGUAGCAACUGAUAAAUUAAUAACUUUAAAAUUUUCUCAUUUUUUGCCAUUUUGGCUGUCUCUAUAUUUGCAAUACCCUGUGACAUUCAUGACCUUAUUUGCAUAUUUCUGAUGUGUUUAUCUGAUUUUCCAUUAAGAAGUAAAUUUUCAUCAAAUAUACUAUACAUACAUAGCACAUUAUUUGGAUAGCUGGAAGUAAAAGUUAUGCCAAUGAAACAAAUUAUUAUUUCCACGUAAAAUAAUAUUUUCAUAACAUUUUACACUUUUUUUUCCUCUUUGAGGUCUAUUUCACUUGAUACUUUAUUAGGACACUAGCUAACAAACCUCAUGUUAUUUGAUUCAGAAGCUGUUGGAUUGUUGCACAGCUCACAUUCCUAACUAAUAAUAUUUAUGGAGAAAUAUAAAUUUUGUGAAGGAGAAUAGGCUGGAAUUCCAAUUCAAUUUUUGAACAUCCCUCUUUGUUUUCACUCUACUACAAUUAAAAAUACUAUACUUAAAUAAUAAUUGCUAUGCUAAAAUAAUCAUAAUGACAAAAAAGAACUGACAUGAGGACAAUCUUCUUGAGAUAAAAAUAGUGGGGAAAAUGUAGUAAUCAAAUUCAGGUAAUGGAAACCCCUUAACUUCCAGUAAUACAAAUUCACAAUGACUUAAAAUGUAGUUUAUUAUGUGUAUUUUUAAAUUCCCCAUUAAUCUAAAAAUGUUGACAUAUUGAUGAAAGGUCUUUAAGAUUUCAUCUUGUAAUUUUUUAAUAUUAACUUGGUGUGACAUGUUUUCAUAAUAAUGGAGAUAAACAUGUAAGUGAAUUAGUAAUUUUAUAAAGAACCCAUAGACAUAAAUUUAGGCAAUAUCUUCAGCUUUUCCCCUCAUGCUUGUUCAGAUCCAUUGACUAAUUUGCUUAUUUUUUGAAAAUGACAUUAAAAACUUCAAAGACUGACUUUUUGCUCAAUUAUAGAAACCAAAAGGGAGAGAAAAAAUAUUUCUUCUGGGUUGUCUAAGGAUCAACUGCAAAUUAAUCAAUCAUCACCUCCUAUUAGUGAAAGAAUAAUUCAUUUUUAGAAGUUGUCCAUCAGUAGUGUACCAAAGUGCUACUUCUUGGGGCAUUCUUCAAAAAACACAAAACACUGCAGAAUUACAAUACAGUCAAUUAAAAUUUGGAGAGAGAGAAAUUUAGAGAGAGGAAAAAAAAAAGAACGCAAACCCUAAUUUGAUUUUGAGCAAUUCUGAAAAUAUUGACAUGAAUGUCCUUUCUUCUCUAACAAAAAUAUUUUAGAUAAAAUAACAAUAUGUAUGAUCUAUAAUGUAUAUUAUAGUAUCAAGGUAUUAAGAAUUAAUUAGUUCACAUUUAGCAAUGCAUAACUCACCACAUAGAUAAUUCUUACGCAUUUCUAAGUAAUACUUUAAAUAUAUCU